Molecule: messenger RNA, 1453 nt
Organism: Phymastichus coffea
Lineage: Eukaryota; Metazoa; Arthropoda; Insecta; Hymenoptera; Eulophidae
Gene: Wdr92
Product: dynein axonemal assembly factor 10
Exons: 5
Coding region: 76-1149 (357 amino acids)
Molecular function (GO): ubiquitin binding
Source: RefSeq, a predicted model, not a curated record
UAGAGAUAUUCUCGAGCUCGAGUAUAGUUUUAGCUGGUAUUAGUUGCGCACGCGAUCGUCUGGUGAUUUGAUGUUAUGGAGAAAUUAGCGAAACCGCAGAUAAUCAGCCACAUCGAGAAGUCAUUAGACUACUCAAUAUUCGACGCUAAAUGGGUACCAUGCAGUGCCAAAUUAGCGGUUAUAGGCUCAAGACCUCGUGGCAGCGGAGUCAUACAAAUCUUUGAGGUAUCAAGUGGUGAACUGGACCUAGUGAAAAGUAUCGAACGAUCGUGUUCCAUUAAAUGCGCCACUUUCAAGGCAUCGAGUUUGAGAGAACGUCACCUGGCUGCUGGUGAUUUCAAGGGUAAACUUAACUUGUACGAUUUGGAAGACGCGUCAGUACCUAUAUACAGUGCUAAUGCUCACACUGAAAUUAUUAAUGCUAUCGACGGCGUAGCUGGCGAUUCCAUUGGAUGUGGUGCUCCUGAAAUUCUCACAGGUUCGAGGGACGGCAGUGUUAAGGUAUGGGAUCCAAGACAAAAAGAUAAGCCAGUAGCAGUGAUGGAGCCGAAGGAAGGCGAAACACGUCGCGACUGUUGGUCAGUAGCGUUCGGCAACUCCUACAAUGACGAUGAUCGCGUUGUAGUUUCGGGUUAUGAUAACGGCGAUGUCAAAAUGUUCGACUUACGAGCUAUGGCACUCAGAUGGGAGAGUAAUCUCAAGCAUGGCGUUUGUGGUAUCGAGUUCGAUCGACGUGACAUUGCCAUGAAUAAACUCGUGUGUACGACACUACAAGGGAAGAUAUACCUAUUUGACUUGAGAACACAGCAUCCGAAAAAAGGAUUUGCUUAUCUCGUUGAAAAGGCACACUCGUCGACUGUAUGGCUCGUACGACACCUACCACAAAAUCGCGAAAUUUUCGCUACCGGCGGUGGAAAUGGUUCUCUAUGCUUAUGGAAAUAUCACUAUCCAGAAAAACGAAAAGUUGCAGACUCAGAAGGCAUAGAGGAAGGUAUAGUAGGUAACUUAAAACUUUUACAACACAGCACAUUAUCAUCCCAGCCUGUUAGUUCGCUUGAUUGGAGUCCAGACAAACAAGGUCUAGCAGUGUGCACAUCGUUCGAUCAGUGCGUGCGUGUUAUUAUUACGACAAGGCUCAAUCUUUACUGAACGAACAUUAAAUUUUUUGGCAAUCAUUGCUGACUUUUGUUUUUAAUGCAACCUCUAGGUAUGAAAAUUCGUGCAUGAUGCUUGUAACUAGCGAUCUUGCCGCUUGUAACUAGCGAUCUUGCCACUUGUAACAAUGAUUGUGUGACUUUGUUUAGACAAACAAAUGAUGAGUACUGUUUGUGAGAGUAGGCUCAUUUCAAACUCAGCAUAGUCUUCAAAUUUUAGUUUUUAAAUGGUUUUAUAUAAGUGAAUCAUGUUAAAUAAACAUUCUGCGUACUUCUUGUAAUUUUAUUAUAGAUUGCAA